Molecule: messenger RNA, 471 nt
Organism: Acanthosepion pharaonis
Lineage: Eukaryota; Metazoa; Mollusca; Cephalopoda; Sepiida; Sepiidae
Source: the annotation of a GenBank genome assembly
AUGAUUGCUAUGGUAACAAUUCUUGCUCUCUCUCUCUCCCUCCCUCUCUCUCUCUCUCUGUCUCUCUCUCUUUCUCUGUCUUCCUCGCUCUUUCUUUCUCUUCCUCGCUCUCUAUUAAAAUCUAUGUUUUACCAAAUGACUAGAUUCGGCCAGACAUUACUGCUUCCUAAACAGAGAAAAUUGGUGGGGGUUCAGACUAAACUAAUAUUAUUCUCUCUCACUCUCUCUACUUCUCUCUCUCUCUCUCUCUCUCUCUCUCUCUCUCUCUCUCUCUAUCUAUCUAUCUAUCUAUCUAUCUAUCUCCUGCCUUCCUUAGAAAAUACGCUAAUGAUCAUAUAUGCCUAUAACUUCGUUGUUUCAUCAUUUUUAUCCGUCCUCUACUGUCUCUCAUUCUACAGCCCAUAUUCAAGAACAAUCGCUCCCACGUCUCCCACGACACCCUCUACUUAUGAUAUUUUCACGAAAGCUUGA